AUGGCUGCCGAAGUCGCUACCCAACCCCUCAACCUUCCCCUCUACGCCACCACCGAGAAGUGCUCAGGCGGCACCUACAUUGUCACAGGUGCCAACACCGGUCUCGGUUUCGAAGCGGCUAAGCAUCUCGUAGCCCUUGGUUCUGCAAAAGUCAUUCUGGGCGUCCGCAACCUCGCCGCAGGUGAAGAAGCCAAAGCGAAGAUCGAGGCCGCAACCGGAAUCACCAACGUCGCCGAAGUAUGGGCGCUCGACCUCUCUAGCUACGAUUCCGUCAAGGCUUUCGCGAAGAAAGCGAUUGCAGAGCUCGACCGUAUCGAUGCGCUGAUUGAGAACGCUGCUGUCGCUGGAGCGCAGCGAGUAAUAGCUGAGGGGCAUUUGCAGGCCAUUACAGUCAACGUGCUUAGUACACUGCUGCUUGGCGUGCUUCUGCUGCCGAAAUUGAAGGAGAAUGCGAAGAAGUUUGGUAUCCUGCCCCAUCUUGUUGUCGUCUCGAGCAGAGUUGCCUUUGACGUCAAGGGGGUAUGGGAGAAUAUCAGGGAUGAUCCAUUGGCGAAGAUAGACGCGUUUGAAGACGCCGCUAUUAUGUCAACAUAUCCCCUAUCGAAGCUCCUAGAGGUUAACGCGAUCCGUGAGCUCGCGAGUCUACUCCCUCUAUCCCGCACAGGGGUUGUCAUGAAUCUCGUUUGCCCCGGUCUCUGCAAAACCGAUCUCGGCCGGAACGCACCGGCUUCGUUCCGCGAGACCCUCGCCGCUAUGCAUGCGAAGUCAGGGCGAACUGCCGAGGAUGGCAGCCGGACGCUCUUGCAUGGAGCCGUUGCGGGGCUAGAAAGCCAUGGGUGUUUCCUCAGUAAUGCCAAGAUUGCUCAGGAAAAGGUGCCCAGCUGGGUGACCGAUGAAGAAGGGAUCGCUACGCAGAAGCAUACCUGGGAACUCAUUGCCAGUGAGCUGGAGGCCACCGAGCCGGGGUGUGUGAAGAGGAUCCUGCAGGAAUAGUGCCAUCUUGCUUGUAACUUCGUUUUCUAAGUAGCCUCUGAAUUCUUCGAGGUAUUAAGUAGCCAAAGCCGUAUCAAUACUGUAGCAGCGACUAGGAAGACAUCUAUUCCUCAUGAAACCCUCUCGUAGAGAGAUUGGCUUGGGUUGUCGUGGAGGGCAUUGAUCCAUGGAAAUUUAACAACCGUUCGACGUACAUCUUCCCAAGUAUGAAGGCUUAGAGCAUGUGUCGUCUCUAGCAAUUUCGGGGCUAGCCAUGCAUCGUCAGUGUAUGUGAAGACUGAAGCUCCUCCGAUGGACAACACCCAAAGUAGCAAUUCUUGGCUCUCUCGCCCGUCGUCAAAGUUCUCUUCAGCAGCUGAGCGAGCUAAUUGCGAGAGAAGAGGAAUCUCCA
Molecule: messenger RNA, 1384 nt
Organism: Mytilinidion resinicola
Lineage: Eukaryota; Fungi; Ascomycota; Dothideomycetes; Mytilinidiales; Mytilinidiaceae
Product: putative short-chain dehydrogenase/reductase family protein
Exons: 3
Coding region: 1-993 (330 amino acids)
Source: RefSeq, a predicted model, not a curated record